UAAGUAAUCUAAGGAAAUUUUCUGCAGUUCCUCAUUAUUUGUAAGGCUGCAUAAUCAAGUCAUGAUUUAGCCUCUUUAGCCUUCAACUCGUGCGAGCAAUUGGAUGAGAUUUAUUGGGCUAUUUGCCUCAUCAGACGACUCACUACAAAUUGGCGCGAAUUGAAAGAGAAAUGUUCCUAUUAUGCAUCAAUUGCACGGGGAUAUGUACAAAGUGCACCAUAUUGUGCAAUUUUUUAUAUAUAUUAAUUUUAUUACUUUACAAGAAUGUAUACGCUAGAAUGAGACACUGUACAUAGCACAGACGGAAGCUUAGUCAAAGUCCGCUAUCUCACUCUUCCGGGAAUAUUUUAUUUUAAAUUUUCCGGAAGUUGUGAAUUUUUUUAAAAAUAAUUUCUCCAUAUUGGGAUCAUCGGAGUAAGGAUGGCGCUUGGGCUUGCACCCUUAGCCGUAGGGGGUGUGGGUGGGUAGUAGGGUUAACUACUAAUCUCCCGAAAAUGCUUCAUGCUUCACGAAAGAGCGAGAAGGCACGAUCCCAAAUUGGAAUCCAACAUGAAAAUCAAACAGUGCUCGUUGUUUGAAGCGGUUUUGCCAUAACGUCAGACAAGAGCAGAUAUCAUAUCUUGGGUUGGUUGGAAUGGAAAAAAAAAGUUCAGUUGCUCGGCGUGCGCUGAAGUGAGAACGACAGAGGCCGCGCGGUGCUUUAAGCGAAAUCGUGCAGCUUUUGUAUUGUGUCAUAAACGAACUACUUCUCAUAACGUAAACAGCUUCGGACUAAUACGAUCGAAAAAGUUGUUUCACAAAUAUCGCCUCGUUUGCAAACCCCUGCAAAGGCACUGUUGCAUCGUUCAUUUUUAUAUUUAUUGGCGGUUUGGCGGGAGCGAAGGAACAAAAUUUCGCCCACAAAAGACUUUUCCUUUUGAAAAUAAAAUAUACAAACAUCCCUUUUCUUCUCUCUUUUCCUCCCAUUUCGCAAAAAAAGAACACAUUUUCCUACGAAAAGGGAUUAAAUUUAAUAAUUUGUGCUUUUUUUCAUUCGAAGAUUGCGCGUUGUGAAUUUUUGAAUUUAAAAAUUUCUUUGGUGGUGAAAGUGUUGAGGUGCAUUUGUGCUUCCUGAGAAAAAGGACAAGAAGAGGAAUCCGCAAGAAAACGAGAAAUAGAAGAAGAAAAAAUAUUGGCAAGAGUGGACACCACGUGCUGCGGGAAGAGCAAUAAAAAAAUGUUGAGGGUUGUUAAAGCCAUAUUGCUUUAUUAUGGCUAAAUUUAAUGGUCGGUUGAGUACAAAAUUGCGUCUUUGGUGUGAGGAGACAUUGGCAGUCAAAUGAGGCAAAGAGUGGACAAUGUUUGAAGACUGACAGACCCACAGGGAGCUGGUCUUGAUAGAAAGAACAAAAUAAAAUAAAAAUAUGUGCACUUGAGGAGAGAUUUUAAAGCAACACAACAAGCCCAAAGAAGGAAUCACAGACAUUUUUAUGACGAAUUCAGUCAUAAAAUUAAUUUCUUUUAUUGCCCUCGCGACACAUGAUACGCUAAAUCAUCCACGGAGGAAUUGUUAGCUGCUACUGCUGCUGUCUAAGAGAUUUUUGAGAGUGUGCUGUGCAAAUUCAGAGAAAGAGAGAAAUAAAAGAAGAAAAAUCUCAAAAAGAGGGUGUGUGUGCACGUUAAACUACCCCUAUUCAACGAAACAAGAAGAAGAAUAAGAGAGAAAAAAAGCUCAUCAUCUAUGCAGUAUAAGUUUGCCAUUGAGAAAUCAUCAGUUUUGGUAUUGUUGAUGACCCAAUAAAAUUUUUUUACUAGUGUUUACACUACAAGUCAUAAAAGACGGAGUUUAUAACAGAAGAAGAAGUUUGUGGUGUUUGCUUCAAAACACCACCGAAGAAUACAUCUUAGUUGGGAAUAUUUAGGAAGUUAACUGCAAGGAAUUCCGAGGAGCUUUCAGCACCUCAACGAAGCUUCUCCGUUAAAUGCGUGUGGAGUGUAUUUUUAAGUAAUCCGAAGAACUCGCAAUAAGCCAAUAUAAACAUUGUGACUGUUGUGAAAAAAAUAAGAGAGACUUGAAGGCGAGGAACGCCAAACUCCGAAGGUAGCCCCCUCACAAGCUCCGAAGGAAGCCCCAGCUCGCCGCCAACAAGUAAAAUGUACCCCUAUGUCUCCAAUCAUCCAUCGUCCCACACAAGUUUGUCUGGUAUGCCUGGCUUUUCUGGUCUUGAUGACAAAUCGUGCAGAUAUACUGAGAGCAUGAUGAAUACAUACCAGUCAAUGGGUGUACCACCGAGUGCGUCGAGUUUCGCACAAUUCUACCAAGCUGCUUCCGCCGUAUCUGCCGCUUCCGCCGGCGCUAUUGGCGUCGGGGUGGAUUCCUUGGGGAAUGCCUGCACACAACCAUCGUCCGGAGUUGUCUCCACCGGCGGCACUGGGCAAACAAUCACCGACAUUCCACGAUACCCCUGGAUGACGCUCACAGCAGAGUGGAUGAACGGACCCUUCGACCGUGUCGUUUGCGCUGAUUUCAAUGGCCCAAAUGGUUGUCCACGACGAAGAGGACGUCAAACGUACACGCGAUUCCAGACGUUGGAGCUGGAGAAGGAAUUCCACUUUAAUCACUACUUGACGCGGAGACGGCGAAUAGAGAUUGCCCAUGCCCUCUGCCUCACCGAACGACAGAUCAAGAUCUGGUUCCAGAAUCGCCGGAUGAAGCUGAAGAAGGAGCUUAGGGCUGUCAAGGAAAUUAAUGAGCAGGCACGACGAGAUCGUGAGGAGCAGGAUAAGAUGAAGCUCAAGGAGUCCCAAUUAACCGGCCAGCACAACAACAAACCACCACAGGAGCACCCCAUAGUGUCGUCACAAAAUUCAGGUAGUGGCGGCGGACACCAUUUACACCAUCACCCGUCAGUUCAGAAUGAUCUCAAAUUGGGUCUGGGCAUGGGUGUUGGGGUGGGUGGUAAUCUGGGGAUGAUGGGUGGCUUGGACAAGAAUAAUCAAGACCUCCUCAAGGUGGUCAGUAAAGUCAAUACAUAAAUUUGCCAUAAUACGCGUGGAAGCUUCUUCCACAUCUUUUUCGUUAAUUUUUAUUUCUUUUCUCGUAAUUUUAAUGUAAUAAUUAACAUUUCCCCGCGUAUUUAUUUAUCUCACAUCCUCCCCCCAUCCCUUUACAAUACGUGUCUCUUAAGAAAAUUAAGAAAGAAAGAAAAAUCAUUAAAUUACCAUCAUGUUUUCAGUUUUCAAGUGGAACUGUUGAUCAAGUUUCCAGGUAAGAUCACACCAUCAUUUUCCUUAAGAUUGACGCGUGAUGUAAUGCCACGCACACGAGAGAAGUAUCCAUAAAACAAUGACUAAAAAAAUCUCUAUCAAACUUUAGAUUUUAAUAAUGAAAAAAAAGUGAAGUUAAUACAAAAAAAUAAAUAAAAUACAAUACGUAAGUUGAGGUACUUGAAGUGCGAAGUGAAACCUGAUGAAUGGACUGCAAAUUGCAAUUACAUUUCAAAUGAUCUUUAGGGGCGUGAUUGCUUCCCUCUUUUGCCCCCAAAUAAAACAAAAACUGUCCAACAAAGUUCCAAAAGAGGGUUGCAAAGAAAGAGAGAGAUACGUGCGUUCUUGUGAGAUUGUAUCACAUUAAAUUGCGGAUGAAAUCAUUGUCCAGUGAAAAGUGCAAAAGUUGCAAUCUCACAGAAUCCACGAUACGCGAGGGAGGUGAAAGAAACAAGGAGAAGAAACACCCACAACAAAACUAUAUACACAAUAUACGUACUAGAAAUUAAGUGGAACCACAUCAACAAAAAAAAAGAGAAAAUCGACAAGUUCGACGGAGUCACUGCAUAUUGAGAAAAUUUUAGCAAUUAGCUGAAAACAAAAAGAUAGUUCAAAGAGAGAUAGCGGGAGGAAGUUUCCUUGAAAAGGGAAAAGAAUGCCAUUCUCCAAAAAAAAUUCUUGUGCAAUUUCAGUGUUGAUUUUAUCUGUUAAAACCUUUCUUUUUGUUUUUUUUUGGAAAAAAAAUGAAGAAUAAAAAACAUUUCGAAUUUUGUCUUAUUUUGUUCUUAAAAUUGAUUUUAAAGACCACGACAAAUUGUGAUUAAACUUUUCUUGGUUUUUCUUUUGAAAAUCCUCCAUUUUGAAAAUAUUCUGUUGAUGCUCUUGAAUUCCUUUUUUUCUUUAUACGUUUUCUUUUUUGUAAAUGCUACUGAGAGAGAGAGAUUCUGGUUAUCUAAAAGUUUGAUUUAUUUUCGGAGAAACCAGGCGGUUACAUAUUAAAUUUUGAAUAUUUUGAAUCUGAUUUGAUUGAAAAAUAAUUAAGAAAAAAGUCUGAAAAUAAAGAAAAUAGAAAAUUAACUUUUCAUAACCCAAAAAUAAUUUUUAAAAAAUAUUUUUAGUUAAUAAAAAUUAAAAAAACAUAAAAUCAGUAGAUUGGCCAUUUCCACAUCUAGUGUAAUUCAAGAAACUGAAAAAAGUUAGCUAAACCUGGUUUUUUUUUUGUAACUAGUUUUUUAAACUAGGCUUAAUUUUUUUAGGCUAGAUUUAAGUUUUUUGAAGCAGGCUUUUAUUUUUUUAUUCUAAUUGUAAGUCUUAUUAUUGUAAGUUAUUCUUUAGUUUUUUAGUGGUUGAGCUUAAGUAAGUUAUUUAUAGUUAGGUCAGGCUUUAUUGCGAUUCAGUCUCAAUUUAGCUUAUCUAACCUUAAAGGCUUAUUCUAAAAAAUUAGUCUCAACAUAAGAAAAACUAAAUUUUGGCAUAAUAAAUAUGGCUUAGAUUAAAAGAAACUCUAGUCUAGCCUAAAAACUUUGAUUUUGAUUCAAAAACUAAAGCAAGGCCAAAUUAAACAUUAUCAGGCUAAACAACUUAAGCCUAGUUUGAAACUUCAGCUUGCUUAGUAAGCAGUAAAUUUCCCUCUCGGAGUAAUUAAGUUUUAUAAUUCUAAUUCGCUAUAAAGUUCGAUUUAUUUUUGAAUUUCUAUUGCGAAUUAGUUCGUUAUAUUGGGUACUGACUGUAAAUAUUGCAGAACAAACAAUAAUUAAUUUGCUGCAACAUUUACUCUAAAAACCACAAAUUGCAUACAGAAUCACUCUCUCACGAAUGUAGGAAAAUAACUAAUAGACCGAACCUUCUUUUGCCAAGAAAAACAAGACGAUACACCGCAUAAUUUCCUUCCUAAGACAGCAAAGAUAAAUGCUGAUCUUUUUUUUGCAUUCAAGACGUACGAUAAUUAUUUUCAAUUGCGGAACUGUGGGAGGUAAAACAUCUCUUUUACUUACCUAUAAAUUUCAUACAAAAAAAUUGAAACUCUUGGCAAUUUACUCCUUUUGUGAGCAGAAUGUUUCAUCUGCCUGACAAAGUAAAUAAUAUAAAAUUUAAAAAAAAAAACGCCUGAAAGUGAAUUUUUUUCUUGAGAUAUUUCUCUUUAUUAUAUAUUUAUAUACAUACAUAUUAUUGUAAUGAGCAUUUUAGUGUUGGCGUGUCUGUGUUGUAUCAAAACAAAAAGAAAAGAAAUCCAGUGACGAAGAAAUGUGUGAAUGUAAUUUAAAGAGAUACUCUUUGUGCAUGUUUUUGGUGCCCGCCCCCACCCUCUACCCUUAAGAAAAUACCCCCCUCCCAAGUACCCCCCUGGUGUGCUGGGAAUGUAUGAAUGGAAAAAUUUUAUCUAACUGUCUGUGGUAAAUAAAAAAUUAGGGUGUAGCAAGUGCGAAUGAUUUUUAAUUGAAGACAAAACACCUUAAAAUUUAUUAAUAACAAAAUACUGUUUUAAUUGCAUUAAGAUAAUGUGUGUAGUUAAUUGUGCCAAAUGUAAUUAAAAAAAAAACAAUCUUCUUACUGAAAGAGCAAGGCUAAAGAAACAAACAAAAAAACAUUCAGAAAAAAAACUUCUCUUGAACCAAACGAAAACCAUUUAAAGAAAAAGAAGGAAAAACUCAUUGGGAAAUGGGAGUGUAAAGACAAAAAUAAAUAAAAUAAAAUUCUAUUCGUCCAGAGACAUGAAAAACAUUGUAAAAAGAUUAAAUAUUGAAGCUAAAGAAAAAAAAAGAAGUAAAAAGAAUAAAUUCAAUGCUUUGAAGGUUUAUGUGGCAACAUGAGAUAAUAAUAAUGAAAAAACAAUUGAGCCUCUUACCUUGACAAAGAAUUAAGAAUUUUUGGAAUCUUAGAAUUUUCAUAUCCAUAUAUAAAUACUAUUUAUUUUCCCUCAAAAAUACGUAAAUGCAAAAAGGAAAGAAUUCUUUAUGGAAAUUCUUUACUGACAAUCUCGAUUUAUUUUUUUUGGGAAAUUUCGCAAAGGGAAAAUCCACGAGAUAUUUUAUCGGGAAGGGUUAAAAGAGAAGGAAUUCACUGAGAAAAAAAAUCCCAUCGUAGUGAUUGAGAGAACAUUUUAAAUACGUAAUUUUGUCCAGGGUAGAUUUAAAAGAAAUAAAAAAAUAGCAAGAGAAAGUAAUAAGAAAAACAAGAAUAUUAAAGAAAAAGUAGUUUACACCAAUAAUCUCAAAAUUCUAUAUACAAAAAAACAUAUUUUGCUCGCUAUAGAGAAAAAGAACUUUUUAAAAGGAAAAAUAAAUAAACAUCCCCCGAGGAGCGAAAGAAUGAAUUAUUUUGCAUGCAAGAAAAUAUUUAUUUUGUGGGAAAACUUUUGCUCCUCCCUGUAGAAUUUUCAUUUUUUGCUUUUUAUAAUUGCAAUGAAAAACAGAGAAAUUUAAAUGUGCGAAUUUAUUGGGAAUCAGCUUAAAAUCGAAUUUAGAAUUUUCCGGAAAAUUUGCUUUAUUGAGUACUUAUUUUUUGUUGUUGUUAAUUUUUAAAAUUUCCUUCCACUGAAUAUUUUUUUUAAUUUCUUUGCAAUUUCUGGAAGUGAGAAUCCAACAAAUUCUUUUCAUGCUCAAACAGCCCUUUUUGAGUUAGAAAAAUAAUUGUUUUGCUUUGCAAUUUAUUUUUAUGUCGUGUUUAAUUGCUAUUUUUCAUCACUUCCAUUUCUUUCUUUUUUUUAAUUGCCAUUUUUUGUUGCAAGAACAUUGUGUAGAAGAAGGAAAUAAAAAGAAAAAAGAAAAACGAAUCCAUAGCAUCGUGAAUCAACACUGCAUCUUACUCAUAUAAUUAUUAAUUGUAAUAGUAAUUGAAUAUAUUUAAAGGUUUAAUUAAAAUAAACGCUUUGCUUAUUCCUAACAAGAUAAUAAUUAAAUAAAAAAUUAAGUGUAAUGAGAAAUAAAAGAUGAGCUAUUUCUUGCCACAAUAGAAAUAUAUAAAUAAAGAGAAGAAGAAGAAGAAGGGAGAAAGGCAAAAGAAACAAUUUAUAUAUAAAAAAUGAUGAAGAAACAUUCAACACAUCUAAAAUAUCCAUAAUGAUGAUAAUAUUCAUUAGAGCAACAUGUUUACAAUACACUAAAUAUACGUAAAAAAAACUAUUAUUAAAUAGAAAUAUUUAAAACAUAAAUAAAUAUGCAUAUUGUGUAAAUAUGUAUAUUUUUUUCAAACAUUUUUCCACCCAUUUAUGUCAUUUUUUUCCACAACUGUUUGACAUCAGCAAAAGAAAAUUUUGCAAGAAAAAAUUUCUCCUCUUUUACUUUCAUUUGAAAUUUUUUUUAUCUGUGAUAAGAUUAUGUUAAUAUUAAAUUUUCUUUCUCUUUUAUUGAACUUUUCUUUUCAAUUAAUAAUUUUCACGUUUUAUUUCCCAUCUCUUUAUUCAGAAUACUUUUAUUUAGCGCGUUGACCUAAAAAUGUUUCUUUAUUUUUAAAAUAAAACAUUCUUUAAUUAGAAUUUAUUUGUUCUACUUUAGGGUUUUAUUUUUGUUAUUUAUUUCUGACUUUUAUUGAAAGGAAAAAAAAGGACUUCAAGGCUUUUUUUUAAACAAAAAAUGAAAAAAAGUAUCUCUUAAAAUGUGAAACUCUCUGUAUCCGAAUUAAAACAUAAAACUAUUAAGAAAUGAGAGAGAGCGAAAGAUAGGAAUAAAAAAGGGAAAAGAGAUAGGAAGAUGACUUACAGUUAAAUCAUAAAGAAAACAUAUAUACAUUUUAAAUGUAAUUGACAUAAUUUUUACUUUGUCACCACAGCAAUUUUUAUAGCCCAGCAAAGUAUAAAAUAUCGAUAAAUUUAAAGGUGCGGGGUGACGACGUCACACGCAGAAUUUAUCGAUGAAGAAAGAAAUAUCUCGCCCAUAGUAUAUUUAAUGAAAAAAUAAAUAAACAAAAAAAAUGGAGAAGAAGAUAAAAAGGCAGGAGAAAGAGCCCACAGAUAAUUAUAAAAAAAUUAUAUUCUUAAAUGAUGAUGAAGAUGGAAAAAAGUGAGAGAAGUAAACUAAAAGUACUCUUAUAGUGUAAUAAAAUGAUUUAGAAAGUGUAGGUAAGGCUUAACAAUUAUGUAACAACCUGUAUAAUAUACAGAGACGAAAUACAAAUAAAAAUAACAAUUGCGACA
Messenger RNA from Lutzomyia longipalpis, 8377 nucleotides. RefSeq names its product homeobox protein abdominal-A-like. The record is from RefSeq and is a predicted model, not a curated record. Gene Ontology annotation, molecular function: DNA-binding transcription factor activity, RNA polymerase II-specific; RNA polymerase II cis-regulatory region sequence-specific DNA binding. Bases 2134 to 3015 code for a protein of 293 amino acids. Gene Ontology annotation, biological process: anterior/posterior pattern specification; negative regulation of transcription by RNA polymerase II. NCBI's taxonomy places the organism in Eukaryota, Metazoa, Arthropoda, Insecta, Diptera, Psychodidae. The transcript is spliced from 6 exons. Gene Ontology annotation, cellular component: nucleus.